Messenger RNA from Phytomonas sp. Hart1, 1776 nucleotides. The record is from the annotation of a GenBank genome assembly. NCBI's taxonomy places the organism in Eukaryota, Euglenozoa, Kinetoplastea, Trypanosomatida, Trypanosomatidae.
AUGCGUUGGUUUAUAAGAGAGAAAUCCUCAAAAAAAGUUAAGGAGGAUAAUACCUUCAAAGGUAUUUGGCAUCUUCAACUUUUAGGCAUGCUUGCCGUCAUGCUAGCCAUAAACAUAUGGAUGCAUAAUAAACAGUCAUCCAAACUAACCAACUCUACACUAUCUCAAGGAGGAAAAACACAAGAGAAUGUUACAAUAAUCAACGACUUUCCUGGAUUGAAACCUUUGACGCAUUAUCACGAUUCGAUUAACAUCAGCAUUGUUUCAAAAGAUAACAUUUUUGAUCCGAUUUCCUUUAUCAACGUAUCAUUGGAUCCUGUAUACAUGGUCAACCAUAAAGAUGCGCUGAAGGUGACGCGUAAACUUUCACUAGAGUCAUGUUACGCAACAAAUUGUAGUGCCCAUGUUAGUAUUGUUUGGUCAAUAAAGGGACAGUUCUUCAACACGGAUACUUCUUUAAUUAGGUACUUUUCUUCAAAGGAAGACAAAAAGCGCCAUUUGAUAGGCAGGGCAUUGACAGAUAAAAAUGUGACAACUGACGACGGAACGUCUGAUCUUGAGUACACACCUUUCCUUCAACCGGUUCUUACCUUGAGCCCUGUUCUUAAUUUCUCAACAUCUUCGUCAAAAGGGAUCGCUAACUUCACACCGAAUAUGCAUAAUAGUAAACACGGUCCCGUGCUUUACAUCAAUAAUUUCUGGCAUCUUCGGAAGCAUAUGCAAAAGUUGACGAAAGCUUCUAUUAACAAUCAAACUUUAACUGUGGAAUUGUCGCCUUUGACACCUUUGAAACUAGCUUUUUAUGAGAAAUUCGAUGAAUCUAUGCGGGAGCAAAUCGCUAUGGGCCUUUCUACCGAUGAAAGUCUUGAUGAUAUGAAGAGUAUUUUUUUGGAUAACAACCCAUACUUUCUUAUCCUAACAGCAUUGAUAACCGUUCUACACAUGGUAUUUGAAUAUUUGGCCCUUGCCAAUGAUGUGAAAUUUUGGCGUGGACGGAAAGACUUUAAGGGAUUGUCUUUGCGCACAGUGUUUAUCAAUUGCUACUUUCAAACGGUUAUUUUUCUUUACUUAUACGACACCAAUGAAACUUCGUGGACGAUUCUAUUUCCAUCCGGUAUUGGAGUCUUGAUGGAAUAUUGGAAAAUAAUACAAUGCAUCACUUUUGUGAAAGAUUCUGCCGAAGGUAAGACACACCAGCAUCGCAUUGAUGAAGCUGGUGGUAAUCCGAGUUCGGGAAAAGUUCGCUCCUUCUCGGUGCUUGGAUAUAAAAUUAAAUUUCGAGACACUUACGAUAAGAAAACCAGAAAACAUGACGAGACGGCGGUGCGUUGGCUUAUUUACUGUAUGGCUCCGAUUCUUUUUGGAUACUGUGUUUACUCAUUAAUUUACAACGAGCACAAAAACUGGUAUUCCUUUUCCAUUAACACACAAGUUCAGUUUAUUUAUUUCUUCGGAUUUGCCGCUAUGACGCCGCAAAUUUUUGUUAACUAUAAGCUAAAAAGUGUGGGACAACUUCCUUGGAGGACAUUUGUUUUCAAGGCGUUAAACACUGUUAUAGAUGAUUUUUUUGCCUUUAUAAUCCAAAUGCCGUGGCUACAUCGUUUGGCAUGCUUUCGAGAUGAUAUUGUCUUUGCAAUACUUCUAUAUCAACGGUGGAUAUAUCCUGUUGAUACGUCUAGAAUAGGUGACGACGAGGAAAUGGUAGAUGAAAGCAUAACUAUAACAGAACAAGGCGAACCUGUUAAAUUAUCUGAAAAUAGCAAAAAAAAUAAUUAA